AUGCGGGAGGAGACCCCGCCGCCGCCGGCUCCUCCUCAGCCGCCUCCGCCUCCUCCUCAGCCUCCUCCGCCUCCUCCUCCUGCUCCUCCGCCGCCGCCCAACGACUGGAACCUGCCGCCCAACGCCCCCGCCUGCAUGGAGCGGCAGCUGGAGGCGGCCCGCUACCGGCCCGAUGGCACCCUGCUCCUGGGGGCGUCCAGCCUGAGUGGCCGCUGCUGGACCGGCUCCCUGUGGGUGUUCAAGGAUCCCUGUGCAGCCCCCAACGAAGGCUUCUGCUCGGCUGGUGUCCAGACAGAAGCGGGGCUGUCCGACCUCACGUGGGUGGCUGACAGAGGCAUCUUGGUGGCUUCUGAUUCUGGUGCAGUGGAGCUGUGGGAAUUGGACGAGAACGAGACGCUUAUUGUCAGCAAGUUCUGUAAAUAUGAGCACGAUGAUAUCGUCACAUCCGUCAGCACCCUCACCCCCAGCCUGCAGGCGGUCAGUGGCAGCAAAGACUUCUGUGUGAAGGUUUGGGACUUGGUUCAACAGACAGUACUAAACACGUACCGAGCGCACUCCGGCCAGGUGACGUGUGUGGCCGCUUCUCCCCACAAGGAUGCUGUGUUUCUGUCGUGCAGUGAGGACAACAGGAUCUUACUGUGGGAUACUCGGUGUCCGAAGCCUGCAGCUCGGCUCAACUGUGGGGCCCCUGGUGUCCUUCCUACUUCCCUGGCCUGGCACCCUGAGCAGAGUGACUCCUUUGUUUUUGGCGAUGAGAAUGGUACUGUCUCCCUGGUGGACACGAAGAGCCCCGGCUCCUCCCUGACCUCGACCGUUCACUCCCAGAGCAUCACAAGGCUGGUCUUCUCCUCACACAGCUCUCCCUUUCUCGCCUCUGUCAGCGAAGAUUGUUCGGUAGCUGUACUGGACCCCAGCCUCUCAGUGGCGUUCAGAAGCCACGCGCACAGGGACUUUGUGCGAGACGCCACCUGGUCCCCCCUGAAUCCCAACCUGCUCACCACAGUCGGCUGGGACCACCGGGUCAUCCACCACACCGUGCCUCUGGAUCCCGCCCCACGCCCCGCUCCCGAGGCCAACAGCAUUAGCGAGUAGCUGGUCAGGGGCCCCGGACUCCUGGGUCCCCCGUGAGCAGAGGGAGAGAGCCAUUUAGCUUUAUUUUUGUCUCUUGUUUUCUCCCUCGCCGGAGUCCAACUGACCAAAACGAGACCCAGAAAGACCGUCUCCAACCAAGAGAUCCAGCAGCAUCCCAGAAAUGGAAGGAUGGGGGCUCAGUUGAUGCUGGAGUUGGGAGUCCCUGGCAGCCGUCCCCACGAGGAGCUGGACGGAGCCGGGGAGCCACUGGGACAUUGGCUCUCCAUCCCCUUUCUUCCCUUCUGGUCCAGUCCAGUCUGGUCCUCCAACAGGGAAGUUCUCCCCCACUCCACCUUUAAGAGUCUGGUGCUGGGAGCCUCUCCCCCUUCCACCCGCUCUUAUACCUAGUGUUAUUUUGAAUUGGGUCAGGAUCCAUCUGUUACUUCCCAGGAACCAGCGGUUAAGACGGCCAAGCAAAUGGGGAAGGGGAGACGGGGGAACCCCCUUUACUUUUAGGCCCAGGUCCAAGUUCCAGGGAAUGGAGAGAGGAGACGGGGUGGGCUAAUCCCCCAUCAAGUGUGAAGUCUGUGAUGUUCCCUCAGACAUUUCUGGUUUGCUGUCUGUGUUGGAUCGAGCUCGUGUUCUUAGGAGGGAGUUUUGAUUAAUAAAAAUAAAGAGCAGGUCCAGACAGACUUUUUGGCAGAGGCUCCUGGGGAGACUCGGCCACGCCCUGCUACAGUCUCUUCCCCGGGUGUCUGGGGCAAUCUCCUCAAAGGGGCUUUGUCACUCACAUGCAGGAGCUUUAAGAACCCCUCUAGCCCUUACCGGUUCCCAAAAGCUGAGCCAUUCGAAACUGUCUCCAUGGCCCUUGAGCUUGGUGGCCUGACUGAGCUGAGGUUGUUGAUAAGACUUGGCAGAGACUGCUAAUGGAGAAUCCAAAGUUGUGUUUAUUGAAAUAAAAAACUUGGGUUUUUUUUGGUGGGGGAGGAGGGGGGUGGUCCUUCCUCCCCUCCCCCAACUGAAAAAUU
Molecule: messenger RNA, 2099 nt
Organism: Tachyglossus aculeatus (Australian echidna)
Lineage: Eukaryota; Metazoa; Chordata; Mammalia; Monotremata; Tachyglossidae
Gene: WDR77
Product: WD repeat domain 77
Exons: 10
Coding region: 1-1092 (363 amino acids)
Biological process (GO): oocyte axis specification
Cellular component (GO): methylosome
Molecular function (GO): protein binding
Source: RefSeq, a predicted model, not a curated record